Penicillium antarcticum is the source of this 738-nucleotide messenger RNA. RefSeq lists its product as uncharacterized. The coding region runs from base 1 to 738 and encodes 245 amino acids. NCBI's taxonomy places the organism in Eukaryota, Fungi, Ascomycota, Eurotiomycetes, Eurotiales, Aspergillaceae. The transcript has a single exon. The record is from RefSeq and is a predicted model, not a curated record.
AUGCCCUUCUACAACACCUAUCCCGGCUUCCUAUAUCGCCAGUUUCUGGUCUGCCCAUCCAAAGCACCUACCAACACCUCCCUCCAUGAAAAAGCUGGUCUUGGAACAGGCUCAAACACUGGACUGGGCUAUCAAGCAUGUUCUCAGCUACUCGGGCUUGGUUUAUCUCAUCUGAUUGUUGCCGUCCGCAAUACCUCCAAAGGAGAAGCUGCCCGGGAAUCCCUUCUCGCCUCGCUUCCCGCUUCAGCAAAGGCUCCUGUGAUCGAGAUUUGGCAAUUGGAUUUGGGUAGCUAUGAUAGUGUGAUUGUCUUUGUUGAACAACUUAAGCAAUCCAAGAUUCAGAUCGACUUUGCUCUUCUCAAUGCCGGUGUUGCCAAUUUCAACUUUACCGUAAACCAGUCUACUUCUCACGAAGCAACUAUUCAAAUCAAUUGGUUGAGCACCGCUCUUCUUACUCCGCUGUUGCUGCCCGUACUCGAUCAACAAGUUGCCAGGCACCCCUACCACAGUCGUCCGGUGAUUUCUAUCGUGGGCAGUGAAACUGCCGCCUGGGCCAAGUUUAUGGAUGCCCAAAUCUCUACCAAAGAAGGUGUCUCCCUUAUCAAUGUGCUGGAUAACAAAAUCACUUCGACAUGGGCGACCGAUACUACAUCUCUAAGCUGCUAUACCAGCUUUUCUUCCUCGAGCUGUUCCAUAUUCACCAAUCCAGUGCCCAACGCUCCAAAGGCACCAUUCUAA